GGGCGCAGGCGGCGGAGCGGGUCGCUGCGGGCACCAGCGCGGGCACCGGGGGCACCGGGGGGCAGCGGCCAUGGGCCCUCCGCCCACCCGCCGGGCCGCGCUCCGGCUGCUGCCGCUGUUGCUGCUGUUGCCGCUGGCCGCACCGGGACCCGCUACCGCCAUCGCCCCCGUCAUCGGCACCGGCACCCGCACCCGACCGUCCAGCACGCUACCGGCGCCACUCCAGCUCCGCGGCGGCACCGGGGACAGCGGCGGCGCGUGGCCCCCGCCGAGCACCGGGGACAGCGGCGACAGCUCUGGGCCCGCACCGGCCGCGGGCGGCAUCGAUGGGACUGCACCAGGCACCGACUACAGCGGCGGUGCGUGGCCACCGCCGAGCACCGGGGACAGCGGUGAUAGCGCUGGGCCCGCACCGGCCGCGGGCGGCAGCGAUGGGACAGCGCCAGGCACCGGCUCUUCCAGUGGGGACAGCGGCAGUGGCAUUAGGGGGUCCCCAGGUAUCAGCGGCUCCAGGGUUACCGGGGACACUGGAGGCACCGUGAAUGCUGGAGACACCUGGAAGCCUGGAGGCACUGGGGGCGUUGGAAGCACCAGGGACGCUGGAGGCACCCGGGAUAGUGGAGGCACCGGGGUUACUGGAGGAACUGGAGACACUGGAAGCACCCAUGUCCUCAGGGGUACCAGGAGUGCCGGGAAUACUGGACACACUGGGGAUACCAACAUCCCCACGGAGGACACUGGUAGCACUGGGAACAGGCUGACCCCUGGGGGUGUUUGGGGCACUGGGAGCACGCCAGUCCCCAGAGGCAUCAGGAAUUCUGUACUUACUGGAGAGACUGGGAGAGUCUCCAGAAUUGCUGGCAGCACUAGGAAAGUCCUCAGGGAUGCUGGGAUCACCAGAGAUACUGAACAUAAUGGGCAGACUGGGAAAGACCUCAGCAACACCAGGAAUACUACGGACACUGGACGUGCUGGGAACACCAGUAUCCCCAGGAAGACCAGUGGCACUGGGGAUUCGAUAGACACUGGGGAUGUUGUGGAGUUCCAGACCACCGCAGUCCCCAGGCCCCCCAUACCUCACCACCGUCCCUGCCGCAGCCCCAACACAGCACCGCAGUUCCAGCCCUCCAGCUACCAGGCCACAGUGGAGGAGAACCGGCCAGCAGGCACUCCAGUGACACAGGUGACAGCACAGGACCCUGAUGAGGGGGAGGCAGGCCGGCUGCACUACUCUAUGGCUGCGCUCUUCGACAGCCGCUCCGAUGACCUCUUCACCAUGGACUCUGUCACUGGUGCCAUCAGCACCGCUGCACUGCUGGACCGCGAGAGCAAGAGCACGCACGUGUUCCGCGUGACAGCAGUGGACCACGGGACACCCCGGCGCAGUGCCAUGGCCACACUGACAGUGACAGUGAGCGACACCAACGACCACGACCCAGCCUUUGAGCAACCAGAAUACCGGGAGAGUGUGCGAGAGAAUCUGGAGGUGGGCUAUGAGGUACUGACAGUGCGGGCCACCGAUGGCGAUGCUGGUCCCAAUGCCAACAUCCUCUACCGCCUCCUCAAUGCCGGUGACGCCAGCGAGGUCUUUGAGAUCGAUUCCCGCUCAGGCGUCAUCCGCACCCGUGGCCCUGUGGACCGGGAAGUAGUGGAUGCCUUUGAGCUGUUGGUGGAGGCCACAGACCAGGGCCAGGAUCCAGGUCCCCGGAGUGCCACAGCCACUGUCCGCAUCGCUGUGGAGGACGACAAUGACAAUGCGCCGCAGUUCAGUGAGCGACGUUACGUGGCACAGGUCCCUGAGGACGUGGUGCCCAAUGUGGCGAUUCUGCAGGUGAUGGCCACUGACCGUGACAAAGGCAGCAAUGCGCUGGUGCACUACAGCAUUGUCAGCGGCAACACCCGUGGGCACUUCUACAUUGAUGCACAGACAGGCACGCUAGAUGUUGUUACCCCUCUGGACUACGAGGUCACCAAGGAGUUCACCCUGCGGAUCCGUGCGCAGGACGGUGGCCGCCCACCUCUCUCCAACAUCAGCGGUUUGGUUACCAUCCAGGUGUUGGAUGUCAAUGACAAUGCGCCCAUCUUUGUCAGCACGCCUUUCCAGGCCACUGUACUGGAGAAUGUCCCCGUGGGCUACUCCGUCAUCCAUAUACAAGCCAUUGAUGCCGAUUCAGGUGACAACAGCCGGUUAGUUUACACCCUGCUGGAGACUGGCACUGGCUUUCCCUUCACCAUCAACAACAGCACUGGGUGGAUUGUGGUGGCCUCUGAGCUGGACCGGGAGGUGGUUGACUUCUACAGUUUCGGGGUGGAGGCACAGGACCAUGGCACCCCCCCAAUGGCCUCCAUGGCCAGCGUCAGUGUCAUCAUCCUGGAUGUCAAUGACAACAGCCCUGAGUUCACCCAGCGGGAGUAUGGCGCCCGCCUGAACGAGGACGCGGCAGUGGGCACCAGUGUCCUGACUGUGUCUGCCAUCGACCGUGAUGCUUACAGUGUCAUCACCUACCAGAUCUCCAGUGGCAACACCCGCAACCGGUUCUCCAUCACCAGCCAGAGCGGUGGUGGGCUCAUCUCCCUUGCCCUGCCCCUGGACUACAAGCUGGAGCGGCAGUACCUGCUCACCAUUGCUGCCUCUGAUGGCACCCGCCAGGACACUGCCCAGGUGGUUGUCAAUGUCACUGAUGCCAACACCCACCGCCCCGUCUUCCAGAGCUCCCAUUACACCAUCAACAUCAAUGAGGAUCGGCCAGUGGGCACAACAGUGGUGGUCAUCAGUGCCACAGAUGAGGACACGGGGGAGAACGCCCGCAUCACCUACCUGAUGGAGGACAGCAUACCCCAGUUCAGCAUUGCUGCUGAUACUGGUGCUGUCACCACUCAGAUGGAGCUGGACUAUGAGGACCAGGUGUCCUACACCUUGGCCAUCACGGCGCGGGACAAUGGUAUUCCGCAGAAAUCUGACACAACUUACCUGGAGAUCCUAGUGAGUGAUGUCAAUGACAACGCACCCCAGUUCCUCCGUCAUUCCUACCAGGGAUCCAUCUACGAGGAUGUCCCCACCUUCACCAGUGUCCUCCAGGUCUCCGCAACUGAUCGUGACUCUGGGCUCAAUGGCAGGGUCUUCUACACCUUCCAAGGGGGUGAUGAUGGUGAUGGCGACUUCAUCAUUGAGUCCACCUCAGGCAUUGUCCGCACCUUGCGCCGUCUGGACCGGGAGAAUGUGCCGCUGUAUUCUCUGCGGGCAUUCGCCGUGGAUAAGGGGGUUCCAGCCCGGCGGACACCAGUGGAGAUCCAGGUGACAGUGUUGGAUGUCAAUGACAACCCGCCUGUGUUUGAGCGGGACGAGUUUGACAUCUUUGUGGAGGAGAACAGCCCCAUUGGGCUGGUGGUGGCCCGGAUCACCGCCACCGACCCUGAUGAGGGCACCAAUGCCCAGAUCAUGUACCAGAUUGUGGAGGGCAACAUCCCCGAGGUCUUCCAGCUCGAUAUCUUCUCUGGAGAGCUCACCGCCCUGGCUGACCUGGACUAUGAAACCAAGGCUGAAUACAUCAUGGUGGUCCAGGCAACCUCGGCACCGCUGGUGAGUCGGGCCACCAUCCAUGUGCGCCUGCGUGACACCAACGACAACAGCCCCCAGCUCAAGAACUUCGAGAUCCUCUUCAACAACUACAUCACCAACCGUUCCGGCAGCUUCCCUGGGGGCGUCAUUGGCCGCAUCCCUGCCCAUGACCCCGAUGUCUCUGACCACCUCACUUACGCUUUUGAGCAGGGCAAUGAGCUCAACCUUGUGCUGCUGGACCCACACACUGGGGACCUGCGCCUCAGCCCAGCCCUGGACAACAACCGCCCGCUUGAGGCCGUCAUGAGGGUGUCUGUGUCUGAUGGCGUUUACAGUGCAACAGCGCAGUGCACGCUGCGGGUGACGGUGAUCACAGAUGAGAUGCUCAGCAACAGCAUCACCCUGCGUUUGGCUGACAUGUCCCAGGAACGCUUCUUGUCCCCCCUACUCAGCCGCUUCCUGGAGGGGGUGGCCGCUGUCCUGGCCACCCCCCGCCACUGCGUCGUCCUCUUCAACAUCCAGACGGACACAGACGUGGGGCCGGCGCGGAUCCUCAAUGUCAGCCUCUCGGCGCUGCUGCCGGCGGCGGUGCCGGGCGCAUCGCGGUUCUUCUCGUCGGAGGAGCUGCAGGAGCGGCUGUACCUUAACCGAUCGCUCCUGGCAGCUACCACGGCCCAGCGAGUCCUGCCCUUUGAUGACAACGUGUGUCUGCGUGAGCCCUGCGAGAACUACAUGCGCUGCGUCUCUGUCCUGCAGUUCGACAGCUCUGCGCCCUUCCUUGCCUCCGACACCAUCCUUUUUCGCCCCAUCCACCCCGUCACGGGUCUGCGCUGCCGCUGCCCGCCUGGCUUCACCGGCGACUACUGCGAGACCGAGAUCGACCUCUGCUACUCCAGCCCCUGCGGCAACAACGGGCGGUGCCGGAGCCGUGAGGGUGGAUACACCUGCGAGUGCCAUGAAGACUUCACUGGUUAGAG
This is a messenger RNA of Motacilla alba alba, 4536 nucleotides long. Its product is annotated as cadherin EGF LAG seven-pass G-type receptor 2-like. Gene Ontology annotation, molecular function: calcium ion binding. The transcript is spliced from 2 exons. Lineage: Eukaryota; Metazoa; Chordata; Aves; Passeriformes; Motacillidae. The record is from RefSeq and is a predicted model, not a curated record. The coding region runs from base 71 to 4534 and encodes 1487 amino acids. Gene Ontology annotation, biological process: homophilic cell-cell adhesion. Gene Ontology annotation, cellular component: plasma membrane.